This is a messenger RNA of Balaenoptera musculus (blue whale), 1679 nucleotides long. It is a transcript of the gene CLECL1, whose product is annotated as C-type lectin like 1. The record is from RefSeq and is a predicted model, not a curated record. Bases 142 to 897 code for a protein of 251 amino acids. NCBI's taxonomy places the organism in Eukaryota, Metazoa, Chordata, Mammalia, Artiodactyla, Balaenopteridae. The transcript is spliced from 6 exons.
AAUACUGCAUGGAUAGUAGUUUUCUUCUAUAUCAUGCAAGUGUUCAAAAAUCUAUUGCCUUGAUUGAUAAGGCUGAACACAUUGCUCUUAUCUUUUAUUCACUGGGGAAACCCACCAAACUUGGGAGAGGGGAAGGAAAUCAUGCAUCUCAAUUUAUCUCACUUACAGGAAGUAUGCAAAAAUAUGAGACUCCUUCAGCAGACUACUACUUGUGACUUUUCUCUCUUUUUAAUAUAUGCAAUGGCUGGAGAUAUAGUCUAUGCUGAUAUCAAACAUUCAUCUUCAGAACAUUCAUCUUCACAUCAGAGAUCUGAUUCUCACCACCAUGGAAUUUUCCUGAAAGUUGAAUGUGCAAUGAUUAUCAUCCUUCUUGUAAUAGUAAUUGUGCUGAGCAUUCUUGUUAUCCAGUUCAAAUCUGCAAGACAUACUAAAAAUAAUGAAUCAAAAGAGAAAUACUGUACUGGGCAAAAUAAAUCUGAAACAAGCACUUCAAUAGUUUCUUUCAACUCUUCUACUGCUAGUAAAUCAUGCCCCUCUGAAGACUGGAAGCUACAUGGGGGGAAAUGUUACUGGGUUGCUGAAAGUGAGAAAUCUUGGAAUGAAAGUAAAAAUGACUGUGUCAUGAAAAAUUCACAUCUCAUGGUGAUCCGAGACAUCAUUGAUAUGACUUUCCUAUGGCAGAACCUCCAUGCUUCAGCCUCUUAUUGGGUUGGUUUGAGGAUCCCUCCUGGAGAGGAAUUAUGGACCUGGGUGGACAAUAGCACUUUUGACCCCCAGCUGUUUUCAAAGAAAGAAAAUAAGCCACGGACCAGGAGUAUGAAAUGUGUCCUGGUGUCUUAUAUUGAGAUAGCUGAAGAAAGUUGUGAGAGACUUCAUCAGUGGAUUUGUCAACUGUAAUCCACUCGGCAGAAAAUUGGUCUCUAUUUGUCUGACUGAGAGACACCACAUGAAGCUUGAGCUCAGAUCAUAAGAAAGUUCAGAGGGUUGCCUGUGUCCUAGAGGGGUGUGUGUGUGUGUGUGUGUGUGUGUGUGUGUGUGUGUGUGUGUAUGUGUCCAUUUAUGAUUCAUGUGGGUAUAGUACUAUUUCUCAGAAGUGUGGAAAGGGCAAUAGAGAAAAUAAAAUGUUUUAGAAAAUGAGUAGAUAUGAUGAAUAGAUUUUUGCACGUGAAUGAUCAAUGUAGUUAUUCAAUCAUCCGUCUCGUUUUGCCAGUAUUUUUGGAACUUCAGUCUUUAUCUUUUCUGCAUCUUCCCUCUAUGAUAUCCUUAGCUAAUCACCUACGUUCUCAUGAUUUCAACUACCACAUACAAUGCAAUGCUAUCAAAGUUAUAUCUCUAGCCCAGAUCAUUCCCUGAUCACUAGACCUGUAUACUGUCCUGCCUGUUUAACACAGCAAAUCUACAAUCCCAAAGGUACUCCGAACUCAACAUAUAAAAAUAAUUCAUUAAAUUUCAUCAUAAAAGGAACCAUCUUCCAGCACUCCAUAUCUCAAUAAAGGGUAUGCCAUACAAGACAAUUAUGCCAUCUAUAAACCAGCUGUGGUCUUGUUAUUACCCUCUCUCACACAUACACCUCUAGGCUGCUAUCCCCUUUCCAUCUCAUAUCACCAAGUUUUAUUUAUUUUUUUAUUAAAUCUCUCUGAAACUUGUCCUCCUCUCUCCAUCACCCCUUUCAUGAUUUU